Messenger RNA from Leptopilina boulardi, 4242 nucleotides. It is a transcript of the gene tam, whose product is annotated as DNA polymerase subunit gamma-1, mitochondrial. Gene Ontology annotation, cellular component: gamma DNA polymerase complex; mitochondrion. Lineage: Eukaryota; Metazoa; Arthropoda; Insecta; Hymenoptera; Figitidae. The transcript is spliced from 3 exons. The record is from RefSeq and is a predicted model, not a curated record. Gene Ontology annotation, biological process: mitochondrial DNA replication. Bases 137 to 4099 code for a protein of 1320 amino acids. Gene Ontology annotation, molecular function: DNA-directed DNA polymerase activity; 3'-5' exonuclease activity; DNA binding.
UUCUUUCAAAAUAUGUAUAUCAAAUUCAUCAAUUAGUUAUCACAAUACGUCAUACUUUUUUUUGUUAGAAAUGGCACGUGUAAGACAUACACAUUCAGUUCGUAUAGUAAGCGUGUUUAUUAAAUUUUAAUAAACAAUGAGUUUAACAUUUAGACGUAUGUCUGUGCAAUAUAAAAGUACACGUUUUUUAAGUGAAUUAGCUGGUGAUGAAAAAAAGAAGUUUGGUAAACGUAUAAUUGUUAAAAAAAAUAAAAGUGAUGAAAACAAUGAUCUAACCUCAAAAUUAACAAAAACGGAAUUUAAAUUUAUGAGAAAAGAUAUUAAAUCAUCGCCUUAUGAUGUCCCUCCUAAACUUACAUCAAUUCGAAGAUCUAAACCAAAAUACAAAGGAUAUUAUACAAAAACAAAUCAACUUACUGCUGAAAAUUAUAUUUUUAGUCGAAAUUCAGAAGAAAAAGCCGAUUUUGUAUAUGGAAUACGAAAGAAUAAAUUCUCCAAAAAUUAUCACACAAAUUCAUUAUGUGCCAAUUUUAUGUUAAAGGAGAGUAAAAAUUUUGAAAAAUCUCUAAUAAAUAAAACAUCAACAAAGAAAAAUGAUAAUUUAAUUAAUUUACCAAGUAAAAAAUAUCGCUAUCUUAAUAAUUCAAAAUUUAAAAUAAUUAAAGUUAAAAAUCCUAUAAACAAUGAGAAUAUAACAAUUAAGGCAACAAAUGAAAUUUCAAAAAAUAAAGAAACAAUUGAACAAGUCAGUGAUAAUAAUUAUUUAAAAAUAGAUGAAAAUCGAGAAAAUGAAAUUAAUUUACAAAUGCUUCCUUCAGCUUUGUUUAAAACAAUUUUUCCCGAAGAAAAUGAGUCUAUUGUUUCAUCAGAGAAAUUAGAUUCAAUUAAAAAAGAAUUACUAACUUUUGGAUUAAAUGUUGAUAAUCAAAUUCGCUUACCAAAUGUGGAUUUAGAAUUACCUAGUCUCGAAGGAAAGAAUAUUGAGGAGCAUUUUUAUAAUAUUGCCAAUUCACAAAUUAAACCCUACAUGAAAGUUGUAAAUGAACUUGUUAAAAAAAUACCUCCAGUUCCUGAACAAUGGAUUUUUCAAGAAGGAUGGACAAGAUACACGGAAUCAGGAUCGGAAAAAGUGGAUUACCCAUUGGAAGAGGGUUUAAUUUUUGAUGUUGAAGUUUGUAUGAGUGAGGGACCACUUCCUACAUUAGCAACAGCAGUUAGUAAAAAUGCAUGGUACGGUUGGAUAUCAAAAUCUCUCGUCGAAAAUUCUAGUCUUGUUGUGAAAGAUCGUUUUCUUUCAAAUGAAUUUCUAAUUCCUCUAGAAAGUACAUCUGAUGAUUAUGGAACAAAAUUAAAUAAUUUUCAAAAACGUGGUAAAAUAAUAAUUGGUCAUAAUGUAUCGUAUGAUCGUGCACGAAUUAAAGAACAAUAUUGGUUAAAUUCAACUGGAACACGAUUUAUCGACACAAUGUCAAUGCAUAUAUGCGUCAGCGGAAUAAACAGUUUUCAACGAGCAUUAUUGAAGGCUGAUAAAGAGGACCUUGAGGAAAACUUGCGCAAUCAUUCAUCGUUGAACAAUUUGGGUGACGUUCAUCAACUCUAUUGUGGCGAGAAAAUCAAUAAAAAGGCACGCGACUUAUUUGUCGAUGGUACUUUAUUACAAAUUCGUGAAAAUUUCAAUGAUAUGAUGAAAUAUUGUGCCAAUGAUGUUAAAGCGACAUUUAAUAUUUUUCAAAAAUUAUUACCAAUGUUUCAGGAACGUUUUCCACAUCCAGUUAGUUUUGCCGGUAUGUUGGAACUUGGUUGUGCUUAUUUACCAGUGAAUUCAAAUUGGCAACGUUAUAUUGAAGAAUCAGAAUUGACAUUUGAGGAUUUUAGUCAUGAAUCAAAGGCUAUUUUAUCGAAUCGUGCGGCUGAGGUUUGUCAACUUAUGCACGAUGAGAAAUAUAAAAAAGAUUUAUGGAUGUGGGAUCAGGAUUGGAGUACUCAGGAUAUUAAAAUUAAAUCGAUAUUGACGAAACAACAACGCGAUGAAAUGAUUAAAGAUAAAGCAAAAAGGGCAAUUGAAAAAGAAAAUUUAAAAAAUGAAGAAGAAGAAAUUGAUCCACUUGAAGAGAAAUUCGCUUAUUUGAACGAUACGAAAUAUUAUCUACCUGCAAAAAUGCCUCACAUGCCCGGCUAUCCAAAUUGGUAUCGAAAAUUAUGUGACAAAAAGAACAACGAAGAUUGGUUACCAGGUGCUCAGAAUAUUAGCACUUCUAUGAAAGUUGUGCCUAAAAUUUUGAAUCUCACAUGGGAAAAUUAUCCCCUACAUUAUAUACGUGAACAUGGUUGGGGAUUUCUCGUGCCUUAUAAUAAUGAUCUAGCUAUAGAAACAAAAAUUCCUUUAAAAGAACUAUUGAAACAAUGUCCACUACCAAUUGAAUCAAAAACAGAAAUUGAAAUUGAUUACACAAUGAUGACACUCGAUAAGGAGGUACAAAGUGAUUUAUCAAAAACAGAAUUUUGGCGCGAUAAAAAGAAGAAAAAUCCCGAAAAUAAUUUCUAUAAAGGCAGUGGAAUUUGGUGUAAUAUUGACAUUGAUAAUUGUUGUUGGUUCUUUAAAUUACCACACAAAGAUGGAACAUCAAAAAACGUUGGCAAUCCAUUGGCUAAAGAUUUUUUAAAUAAAUUCUCCGACAAUGUACUCGCUGGUCUUGAUGUUAGUGCAUCGUCAGUUUUAAAAAUAGCAAGAAUGCUCUCCUAUUGGCGAAAUAAUCGUGAUCGAAUUUUAUCUCAAUUGGUAAUUUGGUUCGAUGAAAAGAGUCUAUCGAGUGCAUUGAAACGUGAUAAAAGAAAAAUGCGUUACGGUGCAAUUCUUCCACAAGUUAUUGUUUCGGGAACACUUACACGUCGAGCAGUGGAACCAACAUGGAUGACGGCAUCAAAUGCUCAUGCCGAAAGAAUUGGAUCUGAAUUACGUUCAAUGAUUCAAGCACCACCGGGAUAUAAUAUUGUUGGUGCCGAUGUUGAUAGUCAAGAAUUGUGGAUUGCAUCAAUAAUUGGUGAUGCUUAUCAUGCAAAAAUUCACGGAGCAACACCAUUUGGAUGGAUGACAUUGAUUGGUAAUAAAGCCGAUGGAACGGAUAUGCAUAGUGUUACAGCAAAGGCAAUUGGUAUAUCGAGAGAUCAUGCAAAAAUAAUUAAUUACGCACGUAUUUAUGGUGCUGGUCAAAGAUUUGCCGAGAGAUUAUUGAAGCAAUUUAAUCCAACAAUGACGGAAGCUGAAGCGGGGGCAAAAUCAAAAAAAAUGUUCGCCAUGACAAAGGGGAGAAAAAUUUUUAGACUUAAAAAAGAAUUUAUCAGCAAAGAAUUGGUUGAUAAGGAAUAUAGUUCGGGUUUAAUGUUUAAAAUUGCGAAAAUUUAUGGUCGAACGGCAAGUGAAAUGUUUGAAAAAGGACAAUGGAUCGGUGGUUCUGAAUCGGCAAUGUUCAAUAGACUUGAAGAAAUUGCUGGUAAUUUAACGCCGGUUACACCGUUUUUGAAUUCAAGAUUAAGUCGUGCCUUGGAGGGACAGGAAAUUGAUGACGAUAAAUAUUUACCAACAAAAGUCAAUUGGGUUGUUCAAAGUGGUGCUGUUGAUUUUUUACAUUUAAUGUUGGUUUCAAUGCGAUGGCUAAUGAAAGAUAAUGCAAGAUUUUGUCUAUCAUUUCAUGAUGAAAUUCGUUAUUUAGUCGCGAAUAAAUAUAAAUAUAAUGCUGCACUUGCAAUGCAUAUUACAAAUUUAUUGACACGUUCAUUUUGUUCGUCGCGACUUGGUUUAAAAGAUUUGCCAAUGUCAGUGGCUUUUUUCACAUCGGUUGAAGUUGACACUGUAUUGAGAAAAGAAGCGAGUAGUGAUUGUAAAACACCAUCAAAUCCACAUGGUCUUCAGGCUGGUUAUGAAAUAUCACCUGGCGAAAGUUUAGAUGUAUGGAAAGCUAUUGAAAAAUCUUCUGGAUCAAUUGGCUCAUGGCAUAAUAAAAAUAAAAUCAAUUCUAUUGAUACAAAUUUGAAAAAUAAAGAAGAGGCGAAUGAUGAUCAAAUUUCACAAUGUCUAAAUCAACCAAACGUAAGCAUGUAACAAGAGAACUUGAGGAGGAUUUAAGUGUGCCAUCGGAGUCUCAAUCGAUAGUUCAACUGAUAGAAUCAAGAGGAAAUAACCUUCACGAAGCAAUGGAUGUAAACGGAGAACGAUUUCUUAUAUCUAUGCCACGAAAGUUUCGA